AUCUACUAUAUUAUCUACUGAUAUUCAAACCCAUUUUUUCUCUCUGCCAGGCAGGGACGUCUGUCCUUUUCCUGGCCUGUUUUUAAUACUCAAGACUUGAUUCCAGAUUUUGCAAGGAGGGUGGGUGGGUGGUAUAGGGAGAGGCCAAGCUAAAAAUCCUUCCUGUACUUACUUGCAAAGAAAAAUUUUAAAUUUUGGCAGAGGUAUCCUGAAAAUAUACUAGGCUAGGCAGAAACUUGUAAAUCUCUCAAGUUUUCACUGUUGUUUUUUUUUUUCCUCUGCUGUUUUUCAGGAUCAUGACGAAACUGAUGCAGUGGCUCUGCUCUCUGGCUCUCCUGGGUGGCAUCUGGGCUGCGUUGAUGCUGGAUCUCGUGGGAUCCCACCCCUUAUCCCCAAGCUGGCACCAGGUGCUGUGGGCCCUGCCGACCUACCUGUUGGUGACCUUCGGCUGCUACUCGCUGGGAGUCGUGGGCUACCGCCUGGCUACCUUCAACGACUGCCAGGAGGCCUCGCUCGAGCUGCAGGCCGAAAUCCGAGAGGCCCGAGCCGACCUCGCCCGACACGGCAUGAAGUUUUGACCGGGGACCCUUGCGGGAGCAUAAAUGACCCAUGGACAGUAAACAAUUGUUCAGCGUGUGACCGAACGGUUUGGGGGUGCAGCCUGGCUCGGGGAGCCCACGUCAAGAAAAAGCGUUGCUUCUUUUUUUAAAAACAAAAAUAAAUGAAAUUUUUAUUAAAAUGUU
Molecule: messenger RNA, 743 nt
Organism: Pantherophis guttatus
Lineage: Eukaryota; Metazoa; Chordata; Lepidosauria; Squamata; Colubridae
Source: RefSeq, a predicted model, not a curated record